AUGGUUAUAGGAAUUGAAGAGGUUAAAAAUGUAGGCAUUCUUGUUUUAACAUGGGGUUUCCAGCUUGAAAUUACAGGCCAAUGUAAAAUCUACAAACUAGGCCAUAGGCUAGCACACAAGUUGUAUUCAGUAAAUAUUCUUCAGUCGAAGUUAUCUGCAAUUUCUGUCACUUUACUACUGCCUAGUGGUGGCAAAAUGACUAACCAACGGUUAGUUUGUGGAAGCUGUAUACCACAACAACAUGUUGAAUCCACUUAUCAAAGUCUUUUUGCUCUUCAAGUUUUCCUUGAGGAGGCUACAGAGGAAGCCAAAGAUAAUGAAACUCUAAAGAGUUUGGAAAAGAGGUUGAGAGAUGUAGUCUACAAACUAGAAUAUAGAGUUGAUUCAAGACUAAGAAGUGUCAUUGUAGCAGAUAGCGGAGAUGGCCAAGAAAGGGCUUGUGAAAAAGAUGUUGAUUCUCUCAAGAAAGAGGUGAUGCAGAUCGAGUUUAACAAGCACGGAAGCAAAUUAGCAACAACUUCUUCCUCAUCAAGAAGGUAUGCAAUUGAGCAAAAUACUGUUGUUGGAAUGGAGGAUGACUUCAACGCCAUACUAGAUCGCCUCACUGCACAAACACAUGAGCUAACUGUCAUACCAGUUGUAGUUAUGGGCGGUAUAGGUAAGACAACUCUUGCUAGAAAAGCUUAUGAUGAUUCAUCUAUUCGAUAUCGAUUUGAUACACAUGUAUGGGUCACAAUCUCAGAGAAGUACAAUGAGAGACAAGUGCUACUAGAUGUUGUUAUGUCAAUAAGUCGGGAUAUAAGUGAUGAAAGCUAUGAAAUAAUGAGCAUAGAUCAACUAGCAGAGAUUGUGUAUAAAGGUCUAAAGGGUAGGAGAUUUCUAAUUAUCAUAGAUGAUCUUUGGAGUACUGAGGUAUGGGACCAAAUGCAAAGACUAUUUCCAAAUGAUAACAACAAAAGCAGAAUCCUAUUAACAACUCGCCUUAACUAUGUUGCUGAUUAUGCAAGCCCUGAUUUCCCCCCUCAUAGAAUGUCUUUUCUAAGUUUAGACGAUAGCUGGAAUCUGUUUACUGAAAUGCUAUUCAAAAAAGAUCUUUGUCCUCCACAACUACAAAAAAUAGGGAAGCAUAUCAUACAACAAUGUCGAGGAUUACCUCUAUCGAUUGUUGUCAUUGCUGGACUUGUUGGCAAGAUGGACCCGACACAUGAUAAUUGGAAGAAAAUUGAGGAAAAUUUGAACUCAUUCUUUGGUACGGUUUCUGAACAGUGUCAAUCAAUUCUUUCAUUGAGCUACAGUUACUUGCCCCAAUAUUUGAAGGCUUGUUUUCUCUAUGUUGGAGGUUUUCCUGAAGAUAUGGAGAUUAAUGUUUCCAAGCUGAUUAGGCUAUGGAUUUCUGAGCAGUUUAUAAAAGCAAGAAGCUAUAAGAGGUUAGAGGUGGUGGCAGAGGAGUAUCUACAAGACUUGAUUGAUAGAAGUCUAAUUUUGGCCGGUAAACGAAGGGCUAAUGGAAGGAUGAGAACUUGUAAAAUUCACGAUCUUCUUCGUCAGCUGUGCAUAAUAGAAGCUCACAAUGAAAAUGUUGUGCAUGCCAUGAAUGCAAAUGUCCCCAUGUUCUCAGAAGCCAUAAAUGAUCAACGACGAGUAAUUGUUCCAUUUGAUAUUAAAGAGAAGCAUGUUUACCCUACAAGGCAUAGCAGUGUCAUUACAAGUAUGAUCCGGACCUUUAUUUUUACGAAAUAUUCUGAUUUAGAUUUUAUAGAACGUUUUUGUUCCAUAGUUUCAACGUUCAAGCUGCUUAAGGUGUUGGACGUAUAUAAUGUCCGUUGCGAUUUCUCAAGUGUAAUACCUAAACUUAUACAUUUGAGAUAUGUUGCUGCAAACAUUGACAAAGCUCCUUCACUUGCCAAAUUGUGGAAUCUACAAACCAUAAUUCUUCGUAAUUUUGCAAGCAAAGACUUGCAUCUCCCACAAGAGAUCUGGACAAUGUCAGAGAUAAGACAUCUUGAUAUUAGAUGGUCAAUACAUAUGCCUAAUCCUCUUGCGGCAGAAAGUCAUAGUGUUGGAGAACAACCUUUGUUUCUCAAUAACUUGCAAACACUUGUUCUCUGUUCCUCUCCUUAUUUGGCAGAAAUCCUAAGAAGAACUCCCUAUCUAAAUAAGCUGACGAUUUUAGAUGAAUCUCGACAUCCUAACUAUCCUGCUAUUCUUGAUCCUCUCAGUCUUCUACAGGAGCUGGAGACACUAACUAUAGAAGCAGAUUUAGGCAGUGACCUGAUGAUUCUCUCUCGGGAUAUUUUCCCUCCUAAUCUCAAGCAAUUGAAAUUAUCAUAUACUACUUUACAAUGGGAAGAUAUGGUUGUGCUGGCUAAUUUACCCAAUCGCAUAUUCUGCAUUCGAGGGAACAAAUUGGAAACUAAAUGA
Molecule: messenger RNA, 2421 nt
Organism: Nicotiana attenuata
Lineage: Eukaryota; Viridiplantae; Streptophyta; Magnoliopsida; Solanales; Solanaceae
Product: putative late blight resistance protein homolog R1B-16
Exons: 4
Coding region: 1-2421 (806 amino acids)
Biological process (GO): defense response to other organism
Molecular function (GO): ADP binding
Source: RefSeq, a predicted model, not a curated record